AUGGCUCAUCGCGGAGAGACUCUUCACAAAGAUGUAUGCUGCAUUGCUGAUUUGAAGAGAUUGGGCAGUAGUCGGCUUGCGCCGAUGGUUAGAGACUACUACAAUGAAGGAGCUAUGGACUUGAUCACCCUCAACGAGAACGAGACUGCCUACGACCGAUAUAAGAUCCGUCCUCGAAUCCUUAUCAACGUUGACAAGAUCGACACAACCACGGAAAUUCUUGGAAGCAAGGUUUCACUUCCCUUUGGCUUUAGCCCUGCGGCAUCUAUGAAGCUCGCCCACCCUGACGGCGAGCUCGCGACUUCUCGCGCCGCGGCGAAAUACGGUCUUUGCAUGGGUCUUUCCUCUUAUUCCAACUAUCCGCUAGAAGAUGUCGCCGCGCAGGGUACCGGGAAUCCAUAUGUGAUGCAGAUGUGUGUUUUGCGGGAUCGGUCACUCACCAUUCAGCUUUUGGAGCGCGCAGAGAAGGCCGGAUACAAGGCACUGUUCCUAUCUGUCGAUGUCCCCGUGCUAGGGAAGCGAUUGAACGAGUACCGUCACGAGUACACCAUCCCCGAGGAUAUGUCAUGGCCGAAUAUCCUCAGUCACGGCGGUGACCACUCGGAUCGUACUGAUUAUGACCCCAGCCUUGACUGGGAGAGCACGAUCCCCUGGUUGAAAGAACACACUUCUCUGCCCAUUUGGCUCAAGGGUGUCACCACACCCGAAGACAUCGAACUUGCUCUCAAGUACCAGGUUAAUGGAGUCAUUGUCUCGAACCACGGAGGGCGCCAGCUGGAUGGUAUGCCAUCGACACUAGAUGCACUGCGGGUCUGUGCACCUAUCGCCAAGGGACGUAUUCCGAUUGCCGUAGAUGGUGGUAUCCGACGAGGCUCGGAUAUUUUCAAAGCGUUGGCUUUGGGAGCCAACUUCUGUUUCAUUGGGCGGAUUCCAUUCUGGGGCCUUGCUUAUGACGGACAAGACGGAGUAGAACUGGCGAUCCGGAUUCUUCGCCAAGAAUUGCGGAUCACCAUGGCGUUGGCUGGAUGUCGGAACAUAAGCGAAAUUCAGAAGUCGUACCUCUCGAUUUUGCAGCCUGACGGGAUUCUUUCCAAGUUGUGA
Molecule: messenger RNA, 1101 nt
Organism: Penicillium olsonii
Lineage: Eukaryota; Fungi; Ascomycota; Eurotiomycetes; Eurotiales; Aspergillaceae
Source: the annotation of a GenBank genome assembly